Molecule: messenger RNA, 261 nt
Organism: Microthlaspi erraticum
Lineage: Eukaryota; Viridiplantae; Streptophyta; Magnoliopsida; Brassicales; Brassicaceae
Source: the annotation of a GenBank genome assembly
AUGGGAAAGUGGAGUGCGAUAGUAGUGAUAACGAUGAUGGUGGUGAUUGCUGCGACGGUGACAUUAGAAGUAGAAGCAGACGAAAGUUGGGUUCAGUGUUUUCAAAAUUGUGCGAAACCUUGUGACGAUAACGACGAUGCAUGCGGUGAACGUUGUAGAGAACAAUGCGGUGGCCCAAACCCUCCCCAUGAUCCUAUGCCUCCUCCUCGUCGAAUCUCACGUGAGAUGGCAUCUGCGGGAGUUCGCGGAAGGAGAGAGUGA